AUGGAGAGAGGAGGAGACAAGGAGAGAGGAGGAGACAAGGAGAGAGGAGAGGAGACAAGGAGAGAGGAGAGGAGAGCAGACAAGGAGAGAGGAGAGGAGACAAGGAGAGGGGAGAGGAGACAAGGAGAGAGGAGAGGAGACAAGGAGAGAGGAGAGGAGACAAGGAGAGAGGAGAGGAGACAAGGAGAAAGGAGAGUUCUGAGAGUUUCUCCCAUCGAGGUUUCUCCCAUCGAGGUUUCUCCCAUCGAAGUUUCUCCCAUCGAGGUUUCUCCCAUCGAGGUUUCUCCCAUCAAGGUUUCUCCCAUCGAGGUUUCUCCCAUCAAGGUUUCUCCCAUCGAGGUUUCUCCCAUCGAGGUUUCUCCCAUCAAGCCAAUCACAGCUGCCUUCUCACUGAACCCUCUGUUUCAGCCAAUCACAGCUGCCUUCUCACUGAACCCUCUGUUUCAGCCAAUCACAGCUGCCUUCUCACUGAACCCUCUGUUUCAGCCAAUCACAGCCUGCCUCCUCACUGAACCCUCUCCAAUCACAGCCUGCCUUCUCACCCAACCCUCUCCGUCCUCCAUGUGGAUGUGGGCCUUAGAGUCUAACACCUCCUCUCACCUCCUCUCACCUCCUCUGUCCUCCUCUCACCUCCUCUGUCCUCCUCUCACCUCCUCUCACCUCCUCUCGUCCUCCUCUCACCUCCUCUCACCUCCUCUGUCCUCCUCUCACCUCCUCUCACCUCCUCUGUCCUCCUCUCACCUCCUCUCUCCUCCUCUGUCUUCCUCUCACCUCCUCUCUCCACUGUUCUCCUCUCUCCUCCUCUGUCUUCCUCUCACCCUCUCUCUCCUCCUCUCUCCUCCUCUGUCUUCCUCUGUCUUCCUCUGUCCUCCUCUGUCCUCCUCUCCCCUCCUCUGUCCUCCUCUGUCCUCCUCUCUCCUCCUCUCACCUCCUCUCUCCUCCUCUCUCCUCCUCUGUCCUCCUCUGUCCUCCUCUCUCCUCCUCUCACCCUCUCUCUCCUCCUCUCACCUCCUCUCUCCUCUGUCCUCCUCUCUCCUCCUCUGUCUUCCUCUCACCCUCUCUCUCCUCCUUUCUCCUCCUCUGUCUUCCUCUGUCUUCCUCUCUCCUCCUCUGUCCUCCUCUGUCCUCCUCUCUCCUCCUCUCACCCUCUCUCUCCUCCUCUCUCCUCAUCUCUCAUCCUCUGUCCUCCUCUCUCCUCCUCUCUCCUCCUCUGUCUUCCUCUGUCCUCCUCUCUCCUCCUCUCUCCUCCUCUGUCCUCCUCUUUGCUCCUCUCUCCUCCUCUUUUACCCACAGCACACACACAUUCCCCUCAUUCUUUUGUCAUUCCGUCCUCUGACAGUAUUGAACGUGACCCUGCGUGUGUUUGUCUGA
Molecule: messenger RNA, 1371 nt
Organism: Knipowitschia caucasica
Lineage: Eukaryota; Metazoa; Chordata; Actinopteri; Gobiiformes; Gobiidae
Source: the annotation of a GenBank genome assembly